CGGAGCGUUGCAUCAGAUAUCCGCAGGUGCGGGUGGAAAACGACAAUGAACGUGUUAGCAAUAUUGCUUUUUGCCGUGGCCGCUGCCGUUCAGGCGCUGCCCCAGUAUGCAACACCACGGCGCAAUCUUAUAUCUAUGGUGAAGACUAAGCCACUUGUGUCUGGACACCUAAAGGCUGAGGAGGCUGCUGGCCGCAUUAUAGGUGGCUCCCCAGCCUCACUCGGCCAGUUCCCACACCAGGCGUCCAUCGUCAUGGACUACUCCUACCUGUGCGGUGGGUCGCUAAUCUCCACCUCUGUCGUCCUAACAGCGGGGCACUGUGCCUCCGGGUUCAGCACGUGGGAGGUGAGGCUUGGACUCACCAGUCUCAGCAUUAUUGAGCCCAGCCGCGUGACCAUCGUCACCAGGUCGGCGUCGGUGCACUCCGAAUUCAACCCCAGCAACCUCUACAACGACAUCGCCGUCGUCUUCCUGGGUACCAACGUCCCGCUCAGCAAUUACAUCGGACUGGUGAACCUGCCUUCUCGCUCACAGGCGGGCAACAGCUUCGAGGGCCAGACCGCUACGGUCAGCGGCUGGGGCCGCACUACCGAUAACGGUGCCAGCUCAGACACGCUGCUGUACACGGCACUGAACGUCAUGUCCAACACGCAGUGCAGCCAAUACUUCGGGGGUCCCAUCUUAGACUUCACACUCUGCGCUGUCGGUUCCAGCGGACAGAGCACCUGUAACGGCGACAGCGGCGGCGCGCUGGUGGUCGGCUCACAGGGAAGCUACACGCAGAUCGCCGUCGUCAGCUGGAUUUCGGGCAAGGGCUGUUCGAGCGGAGACCCGGCCGGCUUCACCAGGGUCACCUACUUCCUCGACUGGAUCUCAAGUACCGCCGGCGUCACCAUUCCGUAAAGGCAGCACAUUCAUCACCGGCUAUUUCCAAAUUCCUCGAGAGAAGAAUCUGUGAACAAUACAGAACCCCAAAUAAAUAAUUCAGUAUA
Molecule: messenger RNA, 992 nt
Organism: Schistocerca gregaria
Lineage: Eukaryota; Metazoa; Arthropoda; Insecta; Orthoptera; Acrididae
Product: brachyurin-like
Exons: 7
Coding region: 46-903 (285 amino acids)
Biological process (GO): proteolysis
Molecular function (GO): serine-type endopeptidase activity
Source: RefSeq, a predicted model, not a curated record